This is a messenger RNA of Suillus plorans, 474 nucleotides long. RefSeq names its product tubulin binding cofactor A-domain-containing protein. The coding region runs from base 1 to 474 and encodes 157 amino acids. The transcript is spliced from 4 exons. The record is from RefSeq and is a predicted model, not a curated record. NCBI's taxonomy places the organism in Eukaryota, Fungi, Basidiomycota, Agaricomycetes, Boletales, Suillaceae. Gene Ontology annotation, molecular function: beta-tubulin binding. Gene Ontology annotation, cellular component: microtubule cytoskeleton; cytosol. Gene Ontology annotation, biological process: post-chaperonin tubulin folding pathway; tubulin complex assembly.
AUGAUGGUCGGCGGUAGCUAUGGCCUUAUCGAUGAGGUCGAUCUGGAUGCAACGAUAAGGCCUUUUGAACUAUACUACUCCAACUACGAUGUCAAACAAGCCGGCCAUUCACCGCCAGCUGAAUAUCAAGUCUGGCGUGUCGAAAAGGCAAGAAUAGCGCGACUCUGGCGUCACAGAGCGCUGACAGUAUUUCUCAGGCUUUUGAAGGAACACAUCCUGUAUGCAAAAGAAGCAGAGGAGCAACAGCGGACGUUCGAUAAGCUUAUCGCCAAUAAAGCUGAAGAGUGGGACUUGAAAAGUGCCAAAAGGAUAUUGGAAGAGUCACACAGGAUGAUCAAGGAUUCUGAUAACCGUCUAGGCAAGGCGGUACAAGAUCUACGAGAACUUGUCCUACGAGUCAAGUCCCAACCUGAGUUUGCGGAAGAUGUCGAGCUCCUGCAUGCCGAGGAAGCACUGGAGGAGGCGAGCGUGUAA